AUGGAGCGUCGCGAGUCUCUCUCUGAGAUUCGGGCGGCCAAUCCGGACCUCUCGCUCAGCGGCAACAUCAUCUCGGCGACCUUCAGCGCCCCUCAUUCGUUCACGUACCGCACAGGAGGCCAAUGGGACCUCAAAUCCCGCCGCGGCCAAUCGGCUCUCAUCGACUCGUUCGCCUACCUGUCUUCCGACGCUACACCAUGGAACCACACCGUCGUGGCGUGGACAGGAGAAGUCGACCAUCCCUCAGAUGCUCCAUUGUCACCUCCCGAGACGCCUCCAACCACGACCGUUGGUGCAUCCUCGCUGAACCCGCUCUCUGCACCCGUGCCCGUAGAUGCCACAAGCAAGCCUGCGCCCGUACAGUCGGAGGGACUCUGGGUACCGAAAAAGGAUCAAGAAAGGUUAGAAUACGAGCUCCGCCAUGACAAGAGCAUGCCUACCAUUCCCGUCUGGCUGUCUGACGAGGCCGAGUCCACACCCGAGGGCAUCACACUCACCGACCAGACAAGAUGGAGGAGAUACGCCGAGCACGACCUGUACACACUGUUCCACUACAAGCAGCAUGAGCCCUCCGAUGGGCGCAAAGAGCGCGUUCAGUGGGCCGACUACUACCGCAUGAACCAGAUGUUUGCGAACAAAAUCAUCGAAUUUUACAAACCUGGCGACAUUGUGGUGGUACACGACUACUACCUGAUGCUGCUGCCCAGCAUGCUGCGCCAGCGAGCACCCGGCAUGUACAUCUCGUUCUUCCUGCACUCGCCAUUCCCCAGUAGCGAGUUCCUGAGAUGUCUCCCUCGCCGCAAGGAGGUGCUCCAGGGCGUCCUUGGCUCGAAUCUCAUCGGUUUCCAGUCGUACAGCUACUCGCGUCACUUCCUCAGCUGCUGUACGCGUAUUCUGGGCUUCCCAUCAGACACUCUUGGCAUCGAUGCCUACGGAGCUCGGGUCCAGGUCGGUGUCUUCCCCAUCGGCAUCGAUGCAGCCAAAGUGGAGUCCUUUGCCUGGAAUGACACUGUCACCGAGAAGUACAAUACACUCAAAACCAUGUAUGAGGGCAAGAAGAUCAUUGUGGGGCGAGACCGCCUGGACAGUGUGCGUGGUGUGGCCCAGAAGUUGCAGGCGUUCGAGCGCUUCCUCGAGCUGUACCCAGAGUGGAGGGAGAAGGUUGUUCUGAUCCAAGUUACGACACCUACGCUGGUGGAAGCCGAAAAGGGCGACCCCCAAAAGAAAGUCAGCAGUCGGGUGAACGAGUUGGUGAUGAAGAUCAAUGGGCAGUACGGAAGUCUCGGGUUCUCCCCGGUGCAGCAUUACCCGCAGUACCUCAGCCAAGACGAGUACUUUGCACUGCUGCGUGCCGGCGACAUUGGUCUCAUCACAUCGGUCCGCGAUGGUAUGAACACUACCAGUCUCGAGUACAUCGUGUGCCAGAAGGACGGCCAUGGGCCCCUCAUCCUGUCCGAGUUCAGCGGCACGGCUGGCAGCCUGGGCGAUGCUCUGCACAUCAACCCAUGGGAUGUCAGCGGCGUGGCGGAGAAGAUCAACCUGGCCCUGACCAUGUCCGAAGACAAGCGCAUGGCCAUGCAGGGCAGCCUCUACAGCCAUGUCACGAGCCACAACAUGCAGUCGUGGAUCUCCAAGUUCAUCCGCAAGGUGUAUACUGUUCUCGGCGACUCGAACAAUGCCAUUGCCACACCUCUAUGCGACCGGGCACUGAUGCUGUCGCGCUACCGCGACGCCAAGAAGCGCCUGUUCAUGUUCGACUACGACGGCACGUUGACACCCAUUGUCCAGGAGCCGAGCGCCGCGAUCCCGUCCGAACGCAUCAUCAAAUCGCUCCGGCUGCUCGCAGACGAUCCUCGGAAUCUGGUUUGGAUAAUAUCCGGGCGAGACCAGGAGUUUCUUAAGCAGCAUCUCGGUCACAUCUCCGCCAUGGGCUUCUCGGCCGAGCACGGUAGCUUUAUGAAGAACCCAUACUCGGACGAAUGGGAGAACCUGGCGGAGAAGCUCGACAUGGGCUGGCAGCAGGAGGUCGUUGACGUCUUCCAGAAAUAUACGGACAGGGUUCAAGGGUCAUUCAUCGAACGUAAGCGGUGCGCCCUGACUUGGCAUUAUCGCCGUGCCGACCCUGAGCUUGGAGAGGCCAUGUCGAGGGAAUGCCACAAGGAGCUCGUGGAAGGCGUGGGUACCCGGUGGGAAGUUGAGGUUAUGGUGGGCAAGGCCAAUCUCGAGGUUCGACCGACGUUUAUCAAUAAGGGUGAAAUCGCGAAGCGCCUGGUCAAGACGUACCACAACCCCGACGCGCCUGCUGACAGCCCCGACGCGGGGCCUGUCGAGUUUGCGCUGUGCAUGGGCGACGACUUUACGGACGAAGACAUGUUCCGGAGUCUGAAUGCGCUCUCGGGUCCUGUCCUCAAUGCCGACCACGUCUUCACAGUGACGGUCGGUGCCAGCACCAAGGUGACCCUGGCCAGGUGGCAUUUGCUCGAGCCCGAGGACGUGAUCGAGAGCGUUGCGCUCCUGGCGGGGACGGAUGACAUCCAGCAAGUCAGCGAAGUGAACCUGGCCGCCUUGAGCUCGGUCGAGGGCCGCGUACCUGGCGCACUCCCCUGA
Messenger RNA from Emericellopsis atlantica, 2607 nucleotides. RefSeq names its product glycosyltransferase family 20-domain-containing protein. The transcript has 3 exons. The record is from RefSeq and is a predicted model, not a curated record. The coding region runs from base 1 to 2607 and encodes 868 amino acids. Gene Ontology annotation, molecular function: catalytic activity. Gene Ontology annotation, biological process: trehalose biosynthetic process; cellular response to heat; fungal-type cell wall organization. Lineage: Eukaryota; Fungi; Ascomycota; Sordariomycetes; Hypocreales; Bionectriaceae. Gene Ontology annotation, cellular component: cytosol; alpha,alpha-trehalose-phosphate synthase complex (UDP-forming).